Molecule: messenger RNA, 3286 nt
Organism: Phalaenopsis equestris
Lineage: Eukaryota; Viridiplantae; Streptophyta; Magnoliopsida; Asparagales; Orchidaceae
Product: D-alanine--D-alanine ligase
Exons: 24
Coding region: 195-3113 (972 amino acids)
Biological process (GO): peptidoglycan biosynthetic process
Cellular component (GO): chloroplast
Molecular function (GO): D-alanine-D-alanine ligase activity; ATP binding; metal ion binding
Source: RefSeq, a predicted model, not a curated record
CAGUUCGAUCCUAAGAGUUACGUAUGCGAAGCUCACUGGAGCAAGACAGACGGAACGUUCAUGGAAGCUUCAGUCCCACGCACUCUCCUCAGUAUAAUAAUAUAUCUUCGUCCUGAAAACGAUGUUCAGAAGAAAAACAGAAAAAAGCAUGUCUCAAUCCUUGUCGCCAUGGUCGCUCCACUACCCCCCUUCAAAUGCCCACAAUUUUUUUCCACCCCCAAAAACCCUGCUAUUCUCAGGUUUCUCCAGCCAUGGCUUCUCUCUCUGGCUCUUCCCUUGUUCGCCUCUCGUCUGGAAAUGGAAGAAGGCGAGGCCACAGCUUCGGAGAAGCUCGUACUGCUCACCUCGAGAGCUCUGCUUCUUUUCCGAGCCGUCCGUAUCGAUGUCCGGCAGGAGGAGUCUGGACUAAGGUUCCUCGAGCCUCUGCUGAGGCUGCCGCGGUGGUUGAGGAGAAGGGUCAAUGGGGGUUGAAUGAGAAGGAUGGAGUGAAGGGAAGGCCGCUGAGGUUAGGGAUUGUGUGUGGUGGUCCUUCUGCAGAACGCGGGGUUUCGUUGAAUUCUGCGAGGUCUGUUCUGGACCACGUUCAGGGAGAAGAUGUGCAAGUUAGCUGCUACUACAUUGAUUGUGAUUUCAAUGCAUAUGCAAUAUCAUCUGCACAGUUAUACUCAAACACUCCUGCGGAUUUUGAUUUUAAGUUAGAAAGCCUUGCUCAUGCUUUUAGUUCUUUAACUGCAUUUGCGGAACACCUUGCGAUAUCUGUAGAUAUAGUAUUCCCUGUUAUUCAUGGCCGUUUUGGUGAGGAUGGAGGCAUUCAGGAGCUAUUGGAGAAAGCGAAUGUUCCAUUUAUUGGUACCCCCUCAGCCGAAUGUCGUCAAGCAUUUGACAAGUACAAUGCUUCGGUUGAGCUCAAGAAAAAGGGAUUUGUCACAAUACCAAGCUUUCUGAUACAGGCAAAUCAUUCUGACAAGAGUGAACUGGCAAAAUGGUUUGAUCAACAUCAAUUGGAUAAGGAUUCAGGGAAAGUUGUGGUUAAGCCAACGAGGGCUGGAUCGAGUAUAGGUGUUUCAGUAACUUAUGGAGUCGAUGAUUCUUAUUUAAAAUCUAUGGAUCUUAUUUCAGAGGGCAUUGAUGAUAAGGUUCUCGUUGAGAUUUUCUUGGAAGGAGGAUGCGAGUUUACGACCAUUGUUAUUGAUGUUGGGACAGAUUCUCAAUGCCUCCCGGUCUCUCUACUUCCAACAGAGGUGGAGCUUUGUAGCAAAAAUGAUGCUAACGAGGAUACAUUAUUCACCUAUCGAAGAAAAUAUCUCCCAACUCAGCAGGUUGCAUACCACACCCCGCCUCGUUUUCCCACUGAUGUCAUUGAAGAUAUAAGGCAAGGGGCAGCUUUACUAUUUAAGUGUUUUAAGCUGCGAGAGUAUGCUCGGAUUGAUGGUUGGUUUUUGCCUUCUCCUGUAAACUUAUUUUCAUCAUCCGAAAAGGACCUUGUAUUUGGAGAAACAAAAUCUGGUACCAUUGUAUUUACUGAUAUAAAUUUGAUAAGUGGCAUGGAGCAAAGCAGCUUUAUGUUCCAGCAAGCUUCAAAGGUUGGAUUUUCUCACUCAAAUAUAUUACGCACUAUCAUUCACCGUGCUUGUCUGCGGUUUCCUUCUCUUAGAACACACGUUAAAGCUUGGAGCGUAUGGUCUCAAAAGUUAAAAUUAGCAAAGCAAGUCGAAAAUGUCCCAAAAAGGAAGGUUUUUGUAAUUUUUGGAGGUGAGACUUCCGAACGUCAAGUUUCUCUCAUGAGUGGAACAAAUGUCUGGCUAAAUUUGCAAUCUUUUGGCGAUCUUGAUGUGGUGCCUUGUAUGCUUGCACCUACUGAUGGAUAUGCAUCUGCCAAUCAUGGGGACAUAUAUGAAAUUAGCUCUUCAAAUGUUGUUUGGUUAUUACCUUAUUCACUCGUCCUACGUCAUACUACAGAUGAAGUCUUCGCUGCUUGUUUAGAGGCCAUUGAGCCAAACAGGGCUUUGUUAGCUUCCCAAAUGAGCAAGCUUGUUAUGAAUGAACUUCUUGAAGGCCUAUCAAAGCAUGAUUGGUUUACAGGGUUUGAUAUAAUCGAAGAGAUCCCGCUAAAACUUACGCUGGAGCAAUGGCUCGUGUAUGCUAAAGAAGCUCAAGCGACAGUAUUUAUUGCAUUGCAUGGCGGUAUUGGUGAGGAUGGGACCUUACAAUCUUUGUUAGAGACUGCGGGAGUUCCAUACACAGGUCCUGGUCCAACCGCCUCAAAUACUUGUAUGGAUAAAGUGUCGACCUCUCUUGUGCUUACAAAUAUGCAAAAUCUCGGAAUAUUUACACUACCCAAGGAAGUGAAGAGGACUGAUGAACUAAUAAUUUCAUCUAUACCCGUAAUAUGGCAUGACUUGACCACGAAGCUUCAUUCAGAAACAUUGUGUGUGAAGCCUGCUCGGGAUGGAUGCUCAACUGGAGUUGCUAGACUCAGAUGUGAGGAGGAUCUGAAAGUUUAUGUGAGCGCAUUAGAAAACUGCCUUCCAACGCUUCCUGCCAAUAGUUUGUCUAAGGCACAUGGUGUGAUAGAGAUGCCAAACCCUCCAUCGAAGUUUUUCAUAUUCGAGCCAUUUGUCGAAACUGAUGAAAUAGUCAUUUCUUCCAAAUCGGCCGAUGGUUGUACUCGCCAUCUAACGUGGAAAGGACAAAACGAAUGGGUUGAAGUGACAGUAGGUGUUAUGGGUCAUAAAGGGCAUAUGCGCUCAUUGAGCCCAAGUAUUACUGUUAAAGAAACUGGUGACAUUCUUUCACUCGAAGAGAAAUUUCAAGGUGGAACUGGCAUCAAUUUGACUCCACCUCCAACAACAAUUAUUAGUGAUGAGAACUUGCAAAAAUGCAAGCAGCGAAUUGAAAUUGUGGCCAACACUUUGGGAUUGGAAGGUUUCUCGCGUAUUGAUGCAUUUGUUAAUGCACGCAGCGGGGAGAUUUUGGUGAUAGAGGUCAACACAGUACCUGGAAUGACUCCAUCUACUGUAUUGAUUCAUCAGGCACUUGCAGAGAAUCCUCCUAUUUAUCCCCAUCAGUUUUUCAGAACAGUUCUGGACUUGGCUCUUCAGAAAUCAAAGUAGAUUUUCUAUGGCUCACAGUACUGUUAAGAUUUGAAUUAAUGUUUAAUUUUGCUUUUAAUUACUGUUUAUGUUUCAGUGAUUUACAUUUGUGAUUUUUUUUAUUAUGGGAGUGUGUGUACGCAUUCUCUCCUUUGUGUUUGUUUAUAUAUUGGUAGGGCAGGUUCGGGUCGACU